Messenger RNA from Teleopsis dalmanni, 1863 nucleotides. RefSeq names its product ectonucleoside triphosphate diphosphohydrolase 5 (gene NTPase). The transcript has 7 exons. Gene Ontology annotation, cellular component: membrane. Bases 267 to 1664 code for a protein of 465 amino acids. The record is from RefSeq and is a predicted model, not a curated record. Gene Ontology annotation, molecular function: GDP phosphatase activity; UDP phosphatase activity. NCBI's taxonomy places the organism in Eukaryota, Metazoa, Arthropoda, Insecta, Diptera, Diopsidae. Gene Ontology annotation, biological process: nucleoside diphosphate catabolic process.
UAUUUUCAUUAGGUUUUAUUUUUGUUGAGUUGUGUGUUAGAAGUACCGGUAGUCUUAUGCCUGCAAGUGGGCUUGAAGUAGUGCUUUAAAAGUUGCUUCGAAAUUAUUACAAAACGGGAUGAAUAUAAACAAUUCUUACGAAUUUGGUAUUUGAAAAUUAUAGGUGCCUUUUGCGCACAAGUAAGCAUCAUUAAAUUGACCCUUAAUUAACUUUUACAUAAUUAAUUGCGAACACGAAGCAACAACAAAUAAAGAGCAAUAACAAAAUGUCCUCACCUAAUGUCCGCAAUCGUAACAAACUAAGUACAAGUGAGGACAAGCCCAGUCCUCCAUCCAGCCGACGCCGUUCCGGAAGUAAUUCUGCUGUUGAUGGAAUGCCGAAAGGCCUAAAGUUAUCGUUUUUGUGCUUAAUAGUUUCUGUUAUUUUAUUGCUCAUUUGUUUUGGUUUAUAUAUUGAUACAAGCAGUUCAUUCUUAGUACGUCUGGCUUCUAAAUUUGGUUAUAGUAAAAAUCAAUAUGCAGUCAUUAUAGAUGCCGGAUCAACCGGAAGCCGAGUUUUGGCAUAUAAAUUCGAUAAAAGCUUCAUUGAUAACAAAUUGGUGCUCUCCGAUGAGCUUUUCAGAGAAAGGAAACCAGGUCUAUCAUCUUUUGCUGACAAUCCAGCAAAGGGAGCGCAUCUGAUUAAAUUACUACUUGAUGAAGCAAAAGAGUUUGUACCAAAAGAAAAAUGGUCCUCUACUCCACUAGUACUGAAAGCUACAGCUGGAUUGCGUUUAUUACCACAGAGCAAAGCAGAAAAUUUGCUUAAUGCGGUUCGUGAUUUAUUUGCUAAAUCUGAAUUUAGUGUAGAUAUGAAUGCUGUCGAAAUAAUGGAAGGCAUCGAUGAGGGUAUUUUUUCAUGGUUUACCGUUAACUUUUUACUUGGGCGUUUGUCAAAAGCAAAUCAAGCAGCUGCAUUGGAUUUGGGUGGUGGGAGUACACAAGUUACUUUCGCUCCAACAGAUCCGGAUCAGGUGCCUGUUUAUGAGAAAUAUAUGCAUGAAGUAACUACGGUAAACAGAAAGGUUAGUGUAUUUACACAUAGUUAUUUGGGUUUGGGUUUAAUGGCAGCUAGACAUGGUGUAUUCACAAAAAGAUACGCAAAAGAUGCAACUGUUGUAGAGUCGAUAUGUGUUAAUCCAAUUAUAAGUAAUCGGACCUGGACAUAUGCAAAUGUGGAGUACAAAAUUAGUGGUAAAGAUAAUGCUAAAUCCACUCAAGAAAAUCCAGUCGUUGACUUUGAGGCUUGUAUAGAUCUAAUAAAAAGUCAUGUGAUGCCAUUAGUGAAACCCAAACCUGUAACACUUAAACAUCAUGCAGUUGCAGCGUUCAGUUACUAUUUUGAUCGAGCAAUAGAAUCAGGUCUAAUUGACCCAUUUGCUGGUGGUGAAAUAAGUGUUGAUUCUUAUCGUAAAAAAGCUCAAGAUGUAUGUGCCACACCGAAUGAUGAGCAACCAUUUAUGUGUUUCGAUUUGUCAUAUAUUUCUGUGCUACUCAGGGAAGGAUUUGGCUUGUCUGAUGCCAAAAAAAUAAAGCUUUAUAAAAAAAUUGAUGAUCAUGAAAUUUCAUGGGCACUGGGUUGUGCUUAUAAUGUUCUUACAAGUGAUGAAAAAUUCAAUUCCUAAGCGAUGCCUGCUAUAAGUGAUGGCUUGAAGAAAAAUCAAUUGGCGUAUUUAAAAUUUAAUGUGUAAAUGUAUUUUAGAAAAAUUUUAAAUUUUAAGGUUAUUUUACUUAAAAAAUUUAUAAACAAGCGUGCCUUAGCUAGCUAACUAUGCAAAAUAUUAAAUAAACACUUUAAUUUACUGAAUUUAAAUUCACGGUCAA